Molecule: messenger RNA, 2361 nt
Organism: Cryptomeria japonica (Japanese cedar)
Lineage: Eukaryota; Viridiplantae; Streptophyta; Pinopsida; Cupressales; Cupressaceae
Product: L-type lectin-domain containing receptor kinase S.4-like
Exons: 3
Coding region: 174-2078 (634 amino acids)
Biological process (GO): protein phosphorylation
Cellular component (GO): plasma membrane
Molecular function (GO): ATP binding; protein kinase activity; carbohydrate binding
Source: RefSeq, a predicted model, not a curated record
UAAAUCUCUUAUCAGUGUUUGACAAGAUUUGAAAAGACCAAGAAUAUUUUUAUAUUCUUUUAAACGCGGUAAUUGCGUGACAGAAUAAAACUCCAUAUACGCAAGCAAGUCAAUGUUUCAGACCCAAAAUACAAGGUAACAAAAUACAAGGUAACAAAGUAAUAAUCUACUCGAUGGCUACUUACCUCUGCCUCUGCCUGCUCGCAGCUUCCUCUUCUUCCACCAUUGCACAGGGUGUUGAGCAGAAUACCAGUUUCGUCUUCAACCAGUUCAAUACCACAAGCACAAUAAAAUAUGUUGCAGAUGCCUCCACACAAUCCAACGCAAUCCUCCUCACAAAUCACUCUGAGCGCGUCAUUGGGCGUGCCUAUUUUGACAAGGCCAUCCCCAUAAAAAGAAACGGCUCCGUAAUCUCAUUCAGCACAAGCUUCAUAUUCGCUAUGGUUCCGCACCCGCGCUCGGCCGGUGGCAACGGGCUCUGCUUCAUCAUGACGCCGACCACCGCUCUCAACGGUGCCAUCGCCAAUCAGUACUUUGGCCUCGUCAAUUUCUCCAGCGACGGCAAAGACUACAACCAUCUUUUUGCUGUAGAGUUCGACACGAUUGAGAGCGUAGGCGUGGAGGAUAAGGACAGCAACCAUGUCGGAAUCGAUCUCAACGGCGUCAAAUCGUUAUUGGCACAACCUGCUGGAAUUUGGGAAGGGAACAGUUUGACGCCCAUUAAUCUCAAGAGUGGACAUAACAUAAGGGCCUGGAUCGACUACGACGGCGAGUUCAAGAAGCUGGAGAUAAGCAUUGCAGCGGUCGGAGAGGCGAGGCCGGAAAAGGCCCUUCUGUCGAAGAAAGAACUGGAUUUGGAUGGGAUUAUGCAAGACCAGAUGUACGUGGGAUUUUCAGCGUCUACAGGUAAUUCUCCUGUACUUGAAGACAAUUACAUUCUGGCAUGGAGCUUUGCAACUGACAACAAGAAGGCACUGGAUCUAGACAUCUUGCAUCUCCCUUCCUUUUAUGUCAAAAUCCCUAAAUUCUACCAUUCUGCAAAGUUCAUAUCCAUUACUACAGUAUUUUUAGCAGCUCUCACCUUGGCACUCAUUUUAAGCUCAUUUUAUUGGCUCAAACGAAUCAACUACAUAGAAUCAUAUGAAAAAUGGGAACUGCAGUAUUGGCCACACAGAUUUGGUUUCCGAGAACUCAGUCUCGCCACAAAGGGCUUCAGGGACGACAAUCUUCUGGGCUAUGGGGGUUUUGGGCGCGUAUACAGGGGCACUCUGCCCUCCGGCCAUAAAGUCGCAGUGAAAUGCAUCUUGAAAGACUGCACAGAAGGAAUGAAGGAAUUCGUUGCAGAAAUCUCCAGCCUUGGGCGGCUGCAGCACCGGAACCUGGUACCUAUCAUGGGGUGGUGCAGAAAAAACAAGCAACUUUUCAUCGUCUACGACUACAUGUCCAACGGAAGCCUUGACAGCAAUCUGUUCAGUCCAGAAUUGAAUCUUACAUGGCCUCAGAGAUACAAAAUUCUCACAGAUGUAGCCGUCGGGCUGCUCUACUUACACGAGCAUUGGGAAAAAUGUGUGGUACACAGAGACAUUAAAUCCAGCAAUGUGUUAUUGGACCAUGAUCAGAACGGCCGACUGGGGGACUUUGGGCUGGCAAGAUUAUAUGACCACAGUGAAAAACCCCAAACUACUCAUGUGGUAGGCACGCUGGGGUACAUUGCACCUGAACUUAUACAUUCUGGUAAGGCUUCUCCUUCCACAGAUGUGUUCAGCUUUGGGGCUCUUAUGCUGGAGGUUGCCUGCGGAAGGAAGCCUGUAGAUGCCCAAGGUCUGAUUUUGGUUCAGUGGGUUUGGGAUUUAUAUGCAAAUAAGAGGCUACUGGAUGCUGUAGAUCAGAGGCUUGGGGGAAAUUUUGAUAAUGGCGAGGCUGAGAUUGUGCUUGUAUUGGGGCUUGUGUGUUCAAACCCUAACCCACAGGAGAGGCCUAGCAUAAAACAGGUGUUGCAGAUUCUUUGCGGUGAGGCUGCUUUGCCUUUGGAUCUUCAUGUACCCUCGACUUUGAACAAUGUGGAUCGCAUUUUGUAAAGACAUCUACUACUUGCUAUGCUGAAUUUGACAUGUUUGACCUCCAUGAGACGCUACAGUAAAAAAGACAGACUUGUAAUAUACUAGGCCUCUGUUAAAACUAUAUAACUAGCAGGGCGGUUAAAAGUCCUUCCUACAGGCUAAAUCCUUUCUUUGUAUUCGGUUUUUGAAAAAGAUGGAAAACAUGCAAUUAAAUCUACUCUAGUGACUGGAUUUUGUCAUAGGAUUGUCUUGUACAGUAGCAAAUAUGCAAGUAUUUAGUUGAUUAUAAUGUGAAAAAGAA